CAACACCAACUCCAUCUCCUUACCUUUGCCAUGUAAAUGACGAGCACAGAACGGAGAUCCUCACGGGCGUUGGCUGGGGUUCAUAUAUUGGACACUGCAUUUGAGCGCAGUUAAGAACUCUCGGUUUAUAAUAUUCGCAGCUACGACCCCUUGAGCAGGUUCCAUUCGCGAUGGAUUGGGACGACGAAGCACCGCCGGAUCUGGUGCCGAGUGGCGUUGAACUGGAGUCUGAAGAGAAGCCUGUAAAAGUUCCCAUCACGAUUGUCACCGGAUACCUCGGUGCGGGCAAGACUACCCUGCUGAACUACAUUCUUACAGCUGAGCAUGGCAAGAAGAUUGCCGUGAUCAUGAAUGAAUUUGGGGACUCCCUGGACAUUGAGAAGUCGUUGACGAUAAAUAAGGAUGGCGAGUCCGUCGAAGAAUGGAUGGAGGUCGGGAAUGGGUGCAUCUGCUGCUCCGUCAAAGACACGGGCGUGGCCGCCAUCGAGUCGCUGAUGGAGAAAAAGGGCAAGUUCGACUACAUUCUCCUCGAGACGACCGGCCUUGCGGAUCCGGGCAACAUCGCCCCUAUGUUUUGGAUGGACGACGGGCUCGGCAGCACCAUCUACCUCGACGGUAUCGUGACUCUCGUCGAUGCCAAGAACAUCCUGCGCAGCCUUGACGAUCCUGCGGGAAAGGUCGAGGGGCACGAGGAGAGCGAUGACGCCCACGGGCCGGUCAUGACGACCGCCCAUGUGCAGAUUUCGCAUGCCGACGUUAUCGUCAUCAACAAAUCCGACCUGGUUGGGGAGCAGGAAUUGCAGGCAGUGAAGGCCAGGAUCGAAUCCAUCAACGGACUGGCCAAGAUGUUCGUGACCUCACGGGGCGUUGUGCCGCAUCUGGAAGGGUUCCUGUUGGAUUUACACGCUUAUGACCGAGUGGAAGAGCUUGACCGCGCGGGACUGGGCCAUAGCCAUCUUGACAAGACGAUAUCGACCAUCUCGAUCCCGCUCCCAGAACUGGCAGAGAAGCAGCAGUCGGCGCUGGAUGCCUGGCUGCGAUCGGUCCUCUGGGAAGGCGUGCUUCCGGGGCACCAGCCGCGUAGCGGUCCGGCGUACGAUAUCCAUCGUCUGAAAGGGCGCUUCUUCGGAGAUGACGGCAGCGAGAAGAUUAUUCAGGGCGUCAGAGAGAUCUUCGACAUUUUCGACAGUCCAUCACAGCCCCCAGCGCCGGAGGGUCCACGUGUGGGCAAGCUUGUCUUGAUCGGGCGCCACCUAGAUAACUUCGACUUCAGGAAAAGUAUAGAUGAUGCUAUCCGAGAGGCUCAACCGGUAUAAGGCACGCACGGGAGGUCCUACAUAGAUAGUAGUUCCGGAUUUGGGGCUAGAGAUACUCAGUACAGGCGUUGAUGGGAUCUUCGGGUUGGCGGAUACUUAAAAGGAUGCGCGGAUGCCGAGCUGUCGCCUCGGGUCACAUCCAGGGGCCGAAACCGCAUCUGUAGGCCAUAUGUGCGAGGGGUGAGCAAGAGCAAUGCCGGAAGUGAGAGGAGCCCCCUGUAUGUAUGUGCACUGUACCCCUUUGUACAUCAGAUAUAGCUCACAUCGACACUGCUGGCCGACCACUUUCCUCCACGCCAGACUCAAGCGAUCA
Chaetomium strumarium is the source of this 1629-nucleotide messenger RNA. RefSeq names its product CobW/HypB/UreG, nucleotide-binding domain-containing protein. The transcript is spliced from 6 exons. Gene Ontology annotation, cellular component: cytoplasm. NCBI's taxonomy places the organism in Eukaryota, Fungi, Ascomycota, Sordariomycetes, Sordariales, Chaetomiaceae. The coding region runs from base 171 to 1316 and encodes 381 amino acids. The record is from RefSeq and is a predicted model, not a curated record.